Molecule: messenger RNA, 993 nt
Organism: Olea europaea var. sylvestris
Lineage: Eukaryota; Viridiplantae; Streptophyta; Magnoliopsida; Lamiales; Oleaceae
Exons: 2
Coding region: 1-993 (330 amino acids)
Biological process (GO): DNA integration
Molecular function (GO): nucleic acid binding
Source: RefSeq, a predicted model, not a curated record
AUGGGCUUAGAUGAAGCCAUGUUCGAGAAAGUUGCGUCCUCAACAAAAGCUAAGGAAGUUUGGGAGAUUCUCGAGAACAAUUUCAAGAGAAUUGAAAAAAUGAUAAAGGUUCACCUUCAAAUCCUUUGUGGGGAAUUCGAAUCUCUGCACAUGAAAGAGUCUGAAUCUGUCUUUGACUAUUUCACUAGAGUGUCCUCCAUUGUCAAUCAUAUCAAGCGGUACGGGGAGAAUAUUGAAGAAAGUUGUGUCAUCGAGAAAAUUCUUAGAUUGCUUGACUUAAAACUUGAGUUUGUUAGUACUGCCAUUGAAGAGCCUAAUGACUUCGAUAUCAUGACCCUUGAUCAACUCAUGGUUCCAAGAUCAUCGCAACAAAAUGGUGUUGUGGAGCGGAAGAAUAGAACCAUCCUCGACAUGAUUCGUAGUAUGCUUAAGAGCAAGAGUAUGGAGAAUGAGUUUUGGUCCGAGACUGUUACAUGUUCCGUGUAUUUAUCUAAUCUUUCCCCUUCGGGAAGUGUUCAAGACAUGACUCCACAAGAAGCUUGGAGUGCUAAGAAACCUAGUGUUUCUCAUUUACGUAUUUUUGGUAGUAUUGCCUAUAUUCAUGUGUCAGAUGAGAAGAGAUUAAAACUUGAUGAGAAAAGUAAGAAGUUUGUUUUCAUCGAUUAUGAUGCAAACUCUAAAGGCUACAAGUUUUACAAUCCUUGCAAUGGAAAGAUUGUUAUUAGUAGAGAUGCAAAAUUCAACGAAGGAAGUUCGUGGAGUUGGAAUGUUCCGAAAAAUGAAGAAUACAUUAUUUUUCCUUUCCAAGAAGGAGACUCUAGCCAAAACGCAAGUGAAGAUGCCACUCCACCGCAUUCUUCUGCUCCUCAAUCUCCUCAUGAUAGUCCCUCCAAAGGACAGAGUCGUAUCAGAAAUCUUGCAAAGAUUUAUGAAGAAACUGAAAUUGUUGAUAAUCCAUCUUUGUUUUGUGUCUUCGCUGACACCGAGCAUUGA